Molecule: messenger RNA, 243 nt
Organism: Anopheles bellator
Lineage: Eukaryota; Metazoa; Arthropoda; Insecta; Diptera; Culicidae
Exons: 3
Coding region: 1-243 (80 amino acids)
Source: RefSeq, a predicted model, not a curated record
AUGGCUCAUUGGAAAGGGACCGAAUUUGGCUCGUUUUUGAAUUACGCGGGUGUUGUUGUGCUCAAAAAUUUUAUAUCUGAUAACGAUUUGCUUCAUGGUUGCGAACUGCAUAACACAGAACCUUUUUAUGAGGACUUAGAGGACCUGACUGUAGAUUUAAAUGUAUUCAAAGUUGAUAGUUUGCAUGAAUUUAGUAGCCUUAAAACUUUUAGCAUGGAUGAUAUUUUUUGCUGGCGCGAAUAG